This is a messenger RNA of Medicago truncatula (barrel medic), 881 nucleotides long. Its product is annotated as NADH dehydrogenase [ubiquinone] iron-sulfur protein 4, mitochondrial. Lineage: Eukaryota; Viridiplantae; Streptophyta; Magnoliopsida; Fabales; Fabaceae. The coding region runs from base 88 to 552 and encodes 154 amino acids. The record is from RefSeq and is a predicted model, not a curated record. The transcript has 5 exons. Gene Ontology annotation, biological process: electron transport chain.
AUCGGAACAAAAGCGAACGAGAAAGGCUCGGGAGGUUCAUUUUGUCUUUGGCACCAUCCUCCGCAGAAUCAAAAUUCCCAUCAAACGAUGACGAACAUCCUGCUACGCACGGCGAGUCGCGGUGGUUCCCUACGCGCCACCCUCAUCCGCCGGUUCUCCACUGAUGCAUUGGUUGAGUCCAAACCCGGCGAGAUCGGUUUGGUUUCUGGAAUCCCACAAGAACACCUUCGUAGAAGGGUUUUGAUUUACUCACCUGCUAGAACUGCUGGUCAACAAGGAUCUGGGAAUGUUGGAAGAUGGAGGAUCAACUUCUUAUCAACCCAGAAGUGGGAAAAUCCACUGAUGGGGUGGACAUCCACCGGAGACCCAUAUUCCCAUGUUGGUGAUUCUGCGUUGGAUUUUGAUACUGAAGAAGCGGCAAAGGAAUUUGCAGAGAGACAUGGUUGGGAAUACGUGGUCAAGAAGCACCACACACCAUUGCUGAAGGUUAAGUUAUACGCAGACAACUUUAAAUGGAAGGGUCCACCCAAGGCUGCUGAAGCUGAACAGUGAUUUACUGCUUGUGUUGUUCAUGUGUUUAAUCUUCACGAGUUUCUUAGUGAAGCAGUUUUCUCUGCAUCUUUUCGUGUGAAAGAAAAGGUCAAAAUGUGUAUUUCUGAUUAAAAUAAAUGGGACUCUGACUUGCCAUUGCCUUAGCUUUCCUUGUGAUGUAGAUAACUAUUCACCUGCAUCUAUUGAUGAUUAAUUUGGACCCUAGGAACUUCCUUGAUUAUAUGCAGUCCCCCCGGAAACGAGUAAUAAUUUUUAUAGGCUUUAUGAAAUACACUCGACAGCCUGAACUUAAUGAAUUUAACCAGCAAGAGACACUUGCAUUCACAUUA